ACAUAUUAUAUGCUAAUGGUUGAGCAAUAUCAAACUUUUUGCAGAAUUUUGUCAAAUAACCGACUCAAUGGGCCUAUUCCAGCUUCUUUGUGUGAUGGACAAUCAAAAGGAUUGCUUGAGUUGAGAGUGGACAACAAUCCGGAUAUAUGUCUCUGUCAUAGUACAUGUCAAAUUGGCAGCAAAGGAAGGAAGCUUGCUACAUUCACCAUUGUGCUGAUCACUGUCAUCCUGGCGCUGAUUAUACUGCUGCUCCUAUCACUGCUUUUAUUCUUCUCGAGGAGAAAAAAAUCUAAGACAAAAUUAUCACCGCCAAUUCAAGACUCGCUUGCUAUACCCGAAACCCAUAGAUUUACAUAUGAUGAAUUGAAGGCCAUCACCAACAAUUUUGAUCUUGUACUUGGAAAGGGGGGGUUUGGGAAUGUUUACCAUGGUCGAUUGCAUGAUGGCACUGAAGCUGCAGUAAAACUUUUGCACUCACAUCGGAUGGUCAAAGGGACAUCAUCUGAGGAGUCCAUGUCUGCAAAUUCUGGCUCCAGAUCACAUGGGCUGAAAGAGUUUCAAGCCGAGGCUCUUCUCUUAUCGAGGGUCCAUCACAGGAACUUAGUGUCUUUGAUCGGGUACUGUAGAGACAGCAAUCAACUUGGACUUGUUUAUGAAUAUGCUGCUUGUGGAAGUCUUAGAGAUCAUCUUUCAGAUAAAACUGGAAAUAGCCAAACAUUGAGUUGGAGAGAACGAAUUCAGAUAGCAGUGGAAGCCGCACAAGGUCUGGAGUAUCUACACAAGGGAUGUGUGCCACCUAUAAUCCAUAGAGAUGUGAAGACUAACAAUAUCCUCUUAACACAUGACUUUGAGGCAAAGGUAGCAGAUUUUGGGCUGUCAAAGCCUUUCCUGACCGAUGCCCAGACUCACGUAUCUACUGAUGUUGUGGCUGGCACUCCAGGAUACAUAGAUCCCGAGUACUCUGCUACCUUCCAGCUGACUGAAAAAAGUGAUGUAUACAGCUUCGGAGUUGUUCUUCUGGAGCUGGUUACAGGCCAAUCAGCCUUGUUGGAUCAACCAAAAAGGUGUCACUUAGUCCAAUGGGUACGAUCGAGGCUAGCUGAAGCCGACAUCACUAAGGUGGCUGAUCCAAAACUCGGAGGGCAAUACGACAACUGCUCUAUCCUAAAGGUCAUUGAUUUAGCAAUGCGAUGUGUUGAUAUUUCUGCUGAUCAGAGGCCAACCAUGACCCAAGUGGUGAUGCGAUUGAAGGAGAGUUUGCAACCAACCGGAGAACAACACUGGAAGUGACCCAAACGCAUAUAUGGAAAUCAAUGAUGCUGGGAAUAGUGGAAUGGCAACAUAAGCUAUGCUUGCUCGCCUCUCACUUUAGAGUUUCCGUUUGUCAAAUUUGUAAAUAUAAAAUCGUGUGAGAACAAAUUGUGUUUGGAUCAUAAUGUUUGAUGAGAGCUGGGUAGGCUCCAAAGUCUCCUAUGAGAAAUCAUUCAUCCAUGUAUGAGUACUGCCUGUGGACUUACUUGCAAGCAAGUAACAGGUGAUCCUUUCUUUCUCUUGUAACAGCAAAGCAAAUGGUGUACAAACGCCGAUACUUUUGUAUGGCUUAGAUGCA
Musa acuminata AAA Group (dessert banana) is the source of this 1609-nucleotide messenger RNA. RefSeq names its product probable LRR receptor-like serine/threonine-protein kinase At2g28960. The transcript is spliced from 7 exons. The record is from RefSeq and is a predicted model, not a curated record. Bases 10 to 1290 code for a protein of 426 amino acids. Gene Ontology annotation, molecular function: ATP binding; protein kinase activity. NCBI's taxonomy places the organism in Eukaryota, Viridiplantae, Streptophyta, Magnoliopsida, Zingiberales, Musaceae. Gene Ontology annotation, biological process: protein phosphorylation.